AACGAAAGCACUCUACACAUUCCCGACAAAAUCAAAUGCAUCACAACGGUACCGUUCGGUGAUGGUUACGAUUACAUUGUCGUUGGUACCGAAAGUCAGGUGCUCGUCUAUGAUUUCCAUCGAAAUUCGACUGUAUUCAGAAGAGACGUACCUGAUGGUGUACAGUGCUUUGCGGUAGGUAAGAUGGGCGAUUUUGACAGACUGAUACUCUGCGGUGGUAAUUGUGCUAUAUGGGGUUUCGACGAAACUGGCAAAGAUGUAUUCUGGACAGUCACCGGAGAUGCUGUCACAACUAUGUGUUUCUGCGAUUUCGACGCCGAUGGCGAAAUGGAGCUAAUCAUUGGCUCACCUGAUAGUGAAUUAAGAGUGUUCAAGAACGACCUGAUGAGAGCAGAAAUUCUCGAAACCGACGCGGUUAUCGUUCUACAAAGCAUCGAUAAGUGA
Molecule: messenger RNA, 444 nt
Organism: Haemonchus placei
Lineage: Eukaryota; Metazoa; Nematoda; Chromadorea; Rhabditida; Trichostrongylidae
Source: the annotation of a GenBank genome assembly